Messenger RNA from Ahaetulla prasina, 748 nucleotides. It is a transcript of the gene IDNK, whose product is annotated as IDNK gluconokinase. Gene Ontology annotation, cellular component: cytoplasm. Bases 131 to 685 code for a protein of 184 amino acids. Lineage: Eukaryota; Metazoa; Chordata; Lepidosauria; Squamata; Colubridae. The transcript is spliced from 5 exons. The record is from RefSeq and is a predicted model, not a curated record. Gene Ontology annotation, molecular function: gluconokinase activity.
AGGAGUGGCACCUCCGAGCAAGAGGCGGAGAAGAGAAGAGAAAGGAAGGGAAGAGGCAGGGCGAAAGGAGGGCGUUGAGGAAGACAAGCCGAAGACACCAACCACCUGCUUGUCGUCCGGGCGUCCCGCGAUGGUCUUAGUGGUGGUCAUGGGAGUCAGCGGCUCCGGGAAAUCCACAGUCGGCACACUUCUGGCAGAUAAGCUAGGUUGGACAUUCUAUGAGGGUGAUGACUAUCAUCCAGAGGAGAACAGAAAGAAAAUGGCUGAAGGAAUACCUCUAACUGACCAGGAUAGGAUACCAUGGCUUUGCCACCUACAUGAUAUAUUAAUGAGAGAACAUGCAUCUGGACAAAGUGUCAUUUUAGCUUGCUCAGCUCUCAAAAAAGUGUAUCGGUGCAUUCUGGAGAAUGGAGAGGCUGGUUGUCAGAGUUUGAACAAUCAACAAGAAGAAAAGGAGUCUGCCCCAAGAAAGAUCCUUUUUGUCCACCUGGCAGGGCCAAUAGAGCUCAUUGCCAGCCGUCUAGAAAAAAGAAGGGGACAUUUCAUGCCACCAAGUCUACUCCAAUCUCAGUUUGAUACUCUUGAACCUCCAUGUGCGCCAGAAAACUUUAUCAAUGUUAGCUUGGAAAAGCCUGUUUCAGAAAUAGUAUCUGAAAUUGAAAGACAUCUUAGAAGUUUGUACUGACGUUUCGCCAGGUUUUCUUGUUUUGAAGCCUGAUAACCCCAAAUAAAUGUUACUCUCGCAUAA